AUGACAAUGAGUUUGGUCAAGAGUGCCAGUGCAUGGUUCACCCAGAGGAGGAGGAAGUUCCAUUGCACCACCCAGCGCUGCUUUAUUCCAUUCCUAAACUUGAGCAUUUUCGCGCCCGUCCCUGAUGGCACAAAGAGCUACCGCGGUUCCCUCUGGGAUGCCGAUGGUGCACUUGCCCUCUUCCAUCAGCCACGUGACAGUUUUUGCUUCCCCCAUGAUUCUUCCUUUCGCCCCUCUCUGCCCCCUUUGCCCCACCCCCCUGCUUCCCUCCUGCCUAUACACUGCCCGCCCUCUCCCUGUGCUUCCCCACCGCAGCUGCCCUCCUCUGCCUAG
Messenger RNA from Seminavis robusta, 333 nucleotides. Lineage: Eukaryota; Bacillariophyta; Bacillariophyceae; Naviculales; Naviculaceae. The record is from the annotation of a GenBank genome assembly.